AUUAGAAGUGAAAUAUUGUACAUUUUCUAUAAUGUUUUACACUGCAAAAGAAUAUGACUUGGUACUAUGAUAGACUUUAAAAUGAGAAAUUAUUUACAGUUGUGUUUAGUCAUAUUUCACAUUAAAUUAUUACAUGCAGUAAAUAUAAAUAAGCGAAUAUUCCCCUUAUAUAUAAAGAAUGGCGUCAGAUUGGAUUAUCCUUAUCAUUCUGAACAAAUUGGACAAUAUAAUUUAGUAUUAUGUGGAUUAUUGUGUACAAAUGAUGUGCAAUGUAUAGCUUCAAGUCUUUCACGUGCAGACUUUACUUGCAAAUUGCACAAAAAUGUUAUUUCGUCAGAAGUUAUUGACAGUGACGCAACGCUUGUUUAUCAAAAUGAAGCGAUACAAACAACUACAGUGACAAAUAUGCCGACCACUACAGAAACAUUUACGACAACAGAAAUGGUAACUGAAAUGAUUACUACUACAGUUAAACCAACAACUGCUGAAACUGUUGUAUCUUGGCCAGGUGGAACAUACAGUUUAAUGAAACCUGCUGUUGGAUGUCCAGGUAAUGACAUCACGUGGUUGGAAGGCAACAGGUACCAUGACACUGAAGAUGACCAACGUUACAAUGGCUAUGUUGUCUCUACAAGCAUGAGAGUUGAUCAGGACCAAUAUAGUAACAUAAGAGUAUAUUUCUGCACCAAAUCUUCAACAUCUGGAAGUGAGAGUGACUGGCCUGCUGGGAAUUAUUGUAUCAUGAAAUACAACACAUGUCCAACAGGCUUUACGGAGGGUUCAAUAACAUGGGACGAUGAAGACAACAAUGCCAAUCAGAAAACGGGGACGUUACCCUCGGGAAUUUAUAAUACAGACACUAUUAUAUACUACUGUUGUAGAAAUGAUGGUAGCGAUGUCUUAGAAGUUAAACUACCCACAGGAAAUCCAUUUUACCUUUUACGGUAUACUGGUUCGUGUCAGAAGGUAAAAUCCAUGUCUGUAUCUGAAGAAACCAUCAUGUGGGCCUGUCAGGCAGGAGGGGUUAAAUCUGUUGCGACUAUAAAACCAUAUGAAGAUGGCGCUGCUCAAUUUAUCAGACUUCAUUAUUGUUAUUAUAAUUAGUGUUGUUGUUGUUAAAACUGGCGUCUAAAGGUACAAUGUACAUAACGAAAUGGCAGAGACAUUCGAAAAGAAACAUGUAAUAUAAACAUAGCUGUAAAAAUGAGUUUUGUUAUAAGUAAUAUAUAAAAACAAUGUUCAAUAUAACCAUAGUUGUUUGGUAUUGUUUAUAAAAGCGUUCAAUAUGUAGAAUAUUUGUUUUAGCUAUUUCAAUCUUUAUAAAUUAAAGAUUAUUUACCUUAGCAACAAAUUUCAUAACUUAACACAGUAGUUGUCGUAAGAAUAGAUAAUGAAAAUAAAUGGAUUUUUGUAUUCCCUUCAACCUUCAAUGUGUUUCCAUCAAAUGCUUUAUUUUAGUAACCUCACGAAUUGUCCUAAAUGAAAUUAAUCAUACAGUUGAAAUUUUAGUAUAUGAGGGUUCAAACCAACUAUGAACAUUCUUAAUCUUUUAUUUUAUGAUAAUAAAGAUAAUGAUAUAUUA
Molecule: messenger RNA, 1582 nt
Organism: Mytilus trossulus (common blue mussel)
Lineage: Eukaryota; Metazoa; Mollusca; Bivalvia; Mytilida; Mytilidae
Exons: 5
Coding region: 67-1104 (345 amino acids)
Source: RefSeq, a predicted model, not a curated record